Molecule: messenger RNA, 2008 nt
Organism: Closterium sp. NIES-67
Lineage: Eukaryota; Viridiplantae; Streptophyta; Zygnematophyceae; Desmidiales; Closteriaceae
Source: the annotation of a GenBank genome assembly
UCGCUUGGGAUACACUCCCAGAGCUUCGAGCUCAGCCCAGCCCAGCUCGUCUCGGAGCGCCGCGCGAAUCGUGGCUGUCCGUCCGCCUGUGCUAUAAAUAGGUUGGUUCUCUGCCUCCAUUUAUCGCACACGAGCAUUCACACUGCGUCCCAAAAUUGUUCCCGGUGCCUGCUUCGAGCAAUAUAGCUCUAGCAGUACUUCGCAACUCGCACGAUCUAGCAGCACGAGCAAUAUUGUUAGCAAUAGUAGCUAAACGCACAACCUUGCAACACGAGCAUUAUUCUUAGCAGCAGUACCCAGCAUAAUGGCGUCGAAGAAGCUCGCCGCGUCUUCAGGCGUUGUCUUGGUCCUUCUUAUCGCCGCCAUGGCCGCACUGCUUCCGUCCGGGUGCCGGGCCGCUCAGCAGAGAAACACGACAAUUACUCCCAAUGCCACCACCACUCCAAACACCACCACCACUCCAAACGCCACCACUGCCACUCCAAACACCACCACCACUCCAAACGCCACCACUGCCACUCCAAACACCACCACCACUCCAAACACCACCACCACUCCAAACACCACCACUGCCACUCCAAACACCACCACUGCCACUCCAAACACCACCACUGCCACUCCAAACACCACCGCUGCCACUCCAAACACAACCACCUCUCCGAACCCUAUUAUGUCGGCGACAAACGCGCCGGGGAGCACGAGUGGUGCGACGAUGAAUGCGACGUUCCACAGCGACUUCUUUCAGGGCGACUUGCGCAUCGUCGUGGGGCCCAAGCGCAACCAGAUUAGCGUUCAGGCGUACUUGCCGGACUGGACUCAAGCGGCUACGCCCAAGCAGGAAUUGGUCAUAGAAUCGUACAGCCUACCCUCCGACUUCUCCUCUCUCACGGACAUCAAGCACAUCAAGAUGACCUUCGCCCCUUCCUCGUGCUACCCUAUCUACAACGCAUCCAAUCCUACUCCAGAGCAGGCCAUUCCCACCUACCUCGCCUCCGGCCCGGACUUGUGCCUCUCCUGCUACGUCUACCUCACCUUCUCCCUCCUCGACGAGUCAACGGCCAGCCAGAUCGGCAGCACGUGCACAGAAACCGACAAUGAGAAGCUUCGCGGUUACAUCUGCUCCACGUCACCUGAUGCUGACGUGUCAGUGGAGCAGGCGUUGGGGAAACCGCCGGUGGUGAACGGUGGGGGCCCGGCCAUGGGGUAUCUGUACACAGAGAUGUUUGUGCGGCAGCCUGCGGGGUCAACCAUGCGAAUUCCGUCCGUGCCUGUCAACCCUCUGGGCAUGAAGGGAAUCGGGUACAUUCUCGUGCCAUCCAAGGCACCUGCACCUCUUCCCGGGGCCUUUGACGCUGUGCCCUUCAUUGCAGGCGACAACGGCAAGGCAGUCGGAUUCGGGCUAGUUUUCCCAACCACCCUGCUCACUCAGGCCGCUCUCGCAAGCACCCCAUUCAACAGCAAGACAGUGCAGACAGCCACGCCCACCGCCUUCCCUGCUCUCUCCAUGAGCGCACCUGCCGACCAGUCGCUCACCCUCAAUGCCACCAUCAUCCCCCCUGCUGCCCCCGGUGCUGCUGUUGCUGCUGGCUGCUGCUGCUACUGCUGCCCCUGCUGCUGCUGCUAGUGCCUCGUCAUACGACAUCUCGUUUUUCAUCAGCAAGGAACAGGGGAAGCCGGCUACCCGCUCUGGUCCAAUCCUAGGCAAAGCAGCGGCAUGUGCAAUCCUCGGAUUCCUAUUCAUUUUGUAGGCAGCUUUAGGUAGUGGACAGCACAGUGCAGAAUCGGCAGCACGAUGCUGUUCACCAUAGUUUAGAGAAAGAAAAAUAACGAGGUGGUGUCUCUCGCGAGGUACUCUUGAACCUGGUAUGUGUAUGCCGUUUUUAGAAGGAAAUAAAGGCACCGCUGCCAAGCCACAAGCUUAUUAUUGGUAUAGGUAUAGUCACACAGCCUUAGAAUAGCAAAUUGGGCAGGUAAGGGCCUACUGGGUGUUGUUAUACUUGUGUGUUGU